CCAUCUCUGGCUGUUUCCUGUGUGGGAGGGUCAGGGCUGCUGUCUGUGCUGAGCUCAACACAGACAGGAGAGUGUGGCUGUCCCAUCAUCACUAUCACUGGAUGGCUCUGUGAGUGGCUGAGAGGCUCUGGUACCCAGCACCAGCUCGGGGGGAGCUCUACAUCAGCAGCUGCGGCCGAGGCUGGGACAUGCUCGCUCACUUCCUAAAGGAAGAUUCAGAAGACACGGAAAUAGAGUGGAUAAUGAAAGAGAGAGCCAAGGACAGCCUGCCCGGCUCGGGCCCGGAGAGCUUGGCAGAGGAGCGCGGGACCCCAGCCAGCUCAGACACCCUGAGUGUGCAGGAAAGCUCCGAUCAUUACGGCUCUGGUUCAGAGGAAGCGGAGAUCCAGAGGUGGAAGCAGUCAGUCGGAGGGCAGCAGGGUGAUAGCUUGCGGGUGGCAUCAGAGACCUCGUCAGUGCCACCGCUUAGCCCAGCUCGCUCCAAAAGCCCUUGGGGGAAACUUGACCCGUAUGAUUCAUUUGAGGAUCAGGAAAAGGAGUACGUGGGUUUCGCCACCUUACCCAGCCAGGUUCACCGCAAGUCCGUCAAGAAAGGAUUUGACUUCACUCUCUUGGUGGCAGGAGAAUCAGGUCUGGGUAAAUCCACACUGGUGAACAGCCUUUUCCUCACAGACCUGUACAAUGACAAGAAAUUCCUCAACUCAGAAGAGAGGAUCACGCAGACAGUCGAGAUCACCAAACACACGGUGGAAAUUGAGGAGAAGGGAGUGCGACUGAGGCUCACCAUUGUGGACACACCAGGCUUUGGCGACGCUGUCAACAACAAGGAAUGUUGGAGACCGGUUGCAGACUAUGUGGACCAGCAGUUUGAGCAGUAUUUUCGUGACGAGAGUGGCCUGAACAGGAGAAACAUCCUGGACAACAGGGUUCACUGCUGCCUCUACUUCAUCUCCCCCUUCGGACACGGUUUGCGUCCGAUGGAUGUGGAAUUCAUGAGAGCCGUCCACGACAAGGUGAACAUCGUACCUAUUCUCGCCAAAGCCGACACACUGACUCCUGCCGAGGUUCGGAAAAUGAAGCCAAAGAUCCGUCAGGAAAUUGAAAGCUUUGGGAUAAAGAUCUACCAAUUCCCAGACUGUGAUUCGGAUGAGGACGAGGAGUUUAAGCAGCAAGAUAAGGAACUGAAGGAAAGCAUUCCGUUUGCUGUGAUUGGCAGCAACACUGUGGUUGAAGCCAAAGGAAGGCGAAUUCGAGGGCGUCUGUAUCCGUGGGGCAUUGUAGAAGUGGAGAAUCCCGCUCACUGUGACUUUGUGAAGCUGAGGAACAUGCUGAUCCGAACACACAUGCAGGACCUGAAGGACGUGACGCGAGACACUCACUACGAGAACUACCGAGCGCAGUGUAUCCAGAGCAUGACCCGCAUGGUGGUCAAAGAGCGUAACCGGAAUAAGCUGACGAGAGAGAGUGGGACGGAUUUCCCGAUUCCCCUCGUUCCUGGCCUGACAGAUAAUGAGACAGAGAAAAUAAUCCGGGAGAAGGACGAGGAGUUGCGUCGAAUGCAGGAAAUGCUACAGCAGAUUCAGAAGCAGAUGCACGGGAGGAAUGCGGAGGGGCUGUGAAGGGGGGGCGACUGCACUUUAGUUCAGGGAAUGACUUUGUUUACAUCCUUCACACGAGAGUCUCGAGCCAUCUCCUCCCCCUCGACCCCCAAACCCUGGCCUCCACACUUAACCUUCAUCACAAAGUGACUAACAAGAGGGUCCUUUAUUUUUUAGUUCUGUUAAUUGGAAAGGAAGUUUAGCAUAUAUAUGAACUGAUGUCUUGUACUGAGCUGGUUAAAGGAUCUAGUUGCUGAGCGCGGGUUCGUUUCACUGUGUAUAGUCCCACCGGGGUUUUGCUACUGCUGUGAUUAACACUCCGUGCAAAUGCAAUGUUACUACACCUACGCAGAAUGAGUUCAGGCUGUAACCCCCUCCCCUGCGCCCCUCCCUCACCUACUGCUCCAGAAAGUAAUAUUUUGUGUUAAAAAAUUAUAGAUGGAAAUAGUUAUUUAUUAAUUCUUAUUGAAAAAAAACCCAUUAAACUGCUAAGCGAAAAAUUGCACUGUGGAGUGAAUAUUUCAGACGUUAGACUUG
Callorhinchus milii (elephant shark) is the source of this 2135-nucleotide messenger RNA. It is a transcript of the gene septin4, whose product is annotated as septin-4. Bases 189 to 1619 code for a protein of 476 amino acids. The record is from RefSeq and is a predicted model, not a curated record. The transcript has 12 exons. Gene Ontology annotation, molecular function: GTPase activity; molecular adaptor activity; GTP binding. Gene Ontology annotation, cellular component: septin ring; microtubule cytoskeleton; synaptic vesicle. Lineage: Eukaryota; Metazoa; Chordata; Chondrichthyes; Chimaeriformes; Callorhinchidae. Gene Ontology annotation, biological process: cytoskeleton-dependent cytokinesis; regulation of exocytosis.